Molecule: messenger RNA, 25046 nt
Organism: Podarcis lilfordi (Lilford's wall lizard)
Lineage: Eukaryota; Metazoa; Chordata; Lepidosauria; Squamata; Lacertidae
Source: the annotation of a GenBank genome assembly
AUGACAAGGCUCGGACCAAAGCCCCUCGCCAAAGCCCGCUUCCACAGCCCUCGCCUCCUGAGCCGUAGGCGGGGCUCCAUCUUUCUCCGCCCCUCUCGCAUUCGCCGCCCGGCGGUAGAGGCGGGAACAAAAAAAGCGUCCCGAAACCCCGCCUCUCUCCGGGCUGCGCCUCGCACUGCGCGCUCCUUGCCCCUUUUGACGUGGCACCGGCUUCCCCCCUCAGCCAUGUUGGUUGCGUCGGCAGCGCUCAGGCCGCUGGGUUCCCGUGUGAGGAGAGGCUGAAGCGAGCGGCGGAGGCGGCUGCUCCACUGGCUGAGCGACGCAGGUGGGUUGAGGCGAAGGGCUGGGCGAAGGGAAGGGCUGCGCCACUUUCCGAGGAGGAGGAGGGGAGGAGGCCGAAGUGGCACAAGAGUCAAGUCCCGCCGGAGAGCCGCUCGCCGACUCGGUGUUGGAAGCGGGCGCAGCGGGAGAGACGCUCCUUCUGACCCCCGGGCGCUUCGGUGCCUGUCGGGGGACACCCCCCAAAAGACCCCCCCCAGCCUCUCCCGUUUACUUGUAGGCUGAGGUAAGUGGUAGCGAGGGGUCAGCGACAGGGUGCUUGUUUUCUCCCAUUCCUCCCCUCCCCAAAGCUAGAAUUGUGAAUAUAAUGUGAUUAUAAAUUUUAUAAUGUGAUUAUAAAAUACAUAUUUUUAUAUAUAACUACCCCCCCAUUUCCCUCUUCCGUUCGCCCCCAGCCCAGGACGAGCGUCCCUCAUACUCCCUCGCCCUCUUCUAUAGGUGAGGGGCUGUACUGUGGACGAAGUGUGUGAGGAAGAGACUGGGAGUGGGUAGGCGGUUGUGGCACACACGGUGGCUGGAGGAUUUGGGAACCAAAGCCUUAUUCUGCCCCUUCAACGACCCCCGCCUCUCUCCUCGGUUUGGGCAGGGUUGGGUAUAAAGGAUAUUGGGAUUUCACAGCUGUACUUUACUGAGGAGAGGAGUCAGUGGCCAGAACUACAGUGGUACCUCGGGUUACAGACCCUUCAGGUUACAGACGCUUCAGGUUACAGACUCCGCUGACCCAGAAAUAGUACCUCGGUUUAAGAACUUUGCUUCAGGAUGAGAACAGAAAUCGCGCAGCGGCAGCGGGAGGCCCCAUUAGCUAAAGUGGUGCUUCAGGUUAAGAACAGUUUCAGGUUGAGAAUGGACAUCCGGAACAAAUUAAAUACUUAACCCAAGGUACCGCUGUAGUACCUUAUGCCCAAGAAAUGCUGUAAGUAGCUGCUUUCCUGUGGGGUUAGGAGACUAAGAGCGCUGCUCUUAAUCAUCUGGAUAGUUUGGAAAUAAAAGAGGGGAUGUGUAAGAAAUGAACCAGGGUGAUGUACACAAAGAUGUAAAGAUGAAGGGGAAAGUAGGGAUCAUAAAGAGGGAGCAGGAAUUGUGCUACAUGACAGUGUAUUUUGGUCCCUAAAUCCAACUGUUUAAAGACAAAAAAACCCACAUCAAACCGAUGAAACAGGUAAACAUUUGCUAAUACAUUGUUGCUUUGGUUCUCCGCUCAAUGGUUUUUCUUCUUUUAGAAUGUCAGGAAUGAAUGGAGUUCCUUUUCAUGCAGCUGACAAAUUGCCUCUGGCCCAGAAAUGUUAAUGCCUCAAAACAUUUGUUAAUGCUUAAGGUGCCAUAGGAUUCUGUUGUCUGAGCAAUGUGUACACUGUGUUCCCACACUGCAGAACUGGCAGUAUUUGGCACAAAUAAUGCAAAUCAAUUAUUUGUAGUAGAGUGAACAGAUCUUAGAAAAAGUAACGCAGUUUCUUUCUAUAAUACAAGAAGCCUCCAUUGAUAAUCUCCCAGGGUUUUCAGAAAAACAAGUUCUCUCUCCCAAGAGCUGUAUUUGUAAUCAUAUGUUUUCCUGGAUUUAAUAUAUCUGUUGCAAUAGCAUUGGAGAUUACCGUAUCUUCCAAGGGAGGUCUGAAUAUAUGUAGUCCUGUACAUUCACUUUUGAAAGUGAUUCACUUCACAGGUAACGAUAUCAUCUGCCAUAAACAGACAUGCAGCAUGAUACUAAACAUACAUUCAGUGCAGCCCAUUUCAGCCUUCUGACAGCUUCUAUUGGUUUGUUUAGAAACUUUAAUUUAAAAGUUUUAUAAAUGUGGGGUAUUUAUUCUAUAUUCCACCUUUCUCCCAGUGAAGAUCCCAAUGCAUCUUACAACACAAAUUAAAAACACAAAUUAAAAAUAAAUAUUAAAGUCAGCCAAGCAAGUAGCCCUAUGUAAGCAGCACUGAAAAUGCUUAAAACCAUUUAAAAGCACAAAGAAUUACCGCAUCCACUCUCGGGAGACCCUUUCAGAACAGCUAGUUGAUGGCCAAAGGCCUGCUGGAACAAAAAAGUGCUUUCCUGCUGGUGAAAGAAAAGCAAGAGGAAGGUCAGUGUAGCCUUCCACAAGGUGGGAGCAGCUACUGACAAGACCCUCUCUCAUGUCCUCAACCAAGGUAAUUAUGAAGGUGGUGGAGCCAAGAUAAAGGCCUCCUCAGAAGAUGUCAAGGCCCAUAAAGGGAGAUACAAUUAUUCAGCUAGACUGGAUCCAAACCAUAUAGGGCUAUGUCAGUCAAAACCAGCAAACUCUGUACACACCAAAAGGUUUUCCUGAAUGUUAAGUAUGGAGAUUUUGUUUAAGUUCAGGGCAUUAAUUUUACAAGUUCUAUUUUAGGGAGCUAGUAAUCUCAGUUGAACAAAGAGGUAGGUAUUUAAAAUCAUGUUGGUGUGUAAGCAUACUUAGGGCUACUAUAUUAAGCUCAUUUACUAAGGAGUGGGUCCCAUUGAACUCAUUGGGAUCUACUUCUGUUUAAACUUGCUUUGGGGUUUUAUGCUGGAUUAUAACUUGUUUUUAGAUAUGCUGUAUAUACUAGAUGUUUGUAUAGGUUUGUAGUACUUUUAUGAUGAGCAUCACAGUUCUGGGCAAACUUACUUGGAAGUAAAUUCCACAAAAAUUGGUACAACUUACAAGAAAAUAGGUUGUGUUGUGCCAAGUUUUUUAGGCUGUAAUUUGUGUUUGGAAGGCAAAAAUAAAGGAAGAUGAUGGGAUAAAUUCCUUUGCCCAGAUCAGGUUUUAUGAGCCAAACUGUAUGCAUAAGCUUCGUAACGUCAGCUAUGAUGUGGUAUUGAGAGGUAAGCAUAUUUUCAUCCAUUGGUCUUUUACUGGUGGAUUAGAACCCACAAACAAUGUAAAAAGGGUUGUACUGGUGACAUUGCUGUCAUUCCCUCCCCCCAUAUUUUAAGAAAAUAAAAUAAGGGAAAAUGGAGAAGGGACCAGUAUAAUAAACGCUUUAAGUUUGUGUCUUGUACUGUAGACAGGGGUUAAAGGUGAGUUUCAGAUCUGAAAAGUCUGAAGACGUCUGUUCUAAUCAACACGUUGUGUGUACCUUGGUCUUUGUAGAAUGUGUAAGCAUGUAAUAAAACAAUGUACAGUGGCUUUAAAAAAAGUGGAAGCAUUUCAUCCUAAGGUCUUUAUCUCACGGAUAGUUAAUGGAUAGUAUUCAGUUAAAUAAUUGUUUGAGGGGAAUGACUUCAGCUUACACAGUGGGACUCCCCCCUCCCCUCUCCUCCCUCGCACACCUCCUAAAUCUGUCCUGAGAGUUCCCCUAAAUCUGUUAUUGGGGGCAGCAAUUGAGAAGGGAAGAGUCAUUCUGCUCACACAGUUACUUAGUUUGCUUGUGCUUGACACAAGCUUGUUUACAUGGAGCUCAGUGAAGCACCCAACCAAACGCCUAUAAUUCUGAAUUGCCAUUGAGAAUAUUCUUAUAGCUGGCUAUAUGCAUGUCUUUGGAAGUGCAGAGUUCAGCUGUAAAUCUGUAUGUAGGGUAGGUAUUGCUUUAGUUCCUUCAUCAUGAUAUUGAUUGCAAAUUUUGGUGGCAAAGAGUACACAUUGUAUGCAAAUACUCAAAAUCAGAGUCCUGACACUCUUUUUCAUUAAAUAAAUUUUUGUUUGGAGGAAAGUGUGAAGAGUAGACAAAUGGUGGGGAGGGGCACAGAGAAUGCUAAACUGUUUUCCUUCUCACUGUUUAUCAUAUUAAAAUUCCCCUCCCCUCAAAGAGGUGUUCCCCCUUGGGAUUUUUCUUUCUGUAAUGGGAAAAGUUACCAUACUUUGGGUCUGCUGUGGGUAUGAGGCAGACAAGGGAAGACCUAAGCACCACCUCUUCCCACCUCUUGCUUGAUUUAUUGCUCUCUGAUUUUUCCACGUUUAGCUAAGUUAUUCAACUUCUUCCCUCCAUGGACCUUUUGAUAACACAGUGUUGUGCUUUUUUGCAUGGGCUUUGGCUGGGGUAAUUCUGUCAAUGACAGCAAUAAAAUAAGAGCUAUUCGUUAAAAGCAGAGUUUCAGGAAGCUGGCUGCUUAUAAUUGCAGGUCAGAGGGCUGCAUUGGUGAGCUCUGCAACUUCAGCAGAGAUUCUGCUCUCUCCUUGCUUCCCCCCAACUUGCAGCAUCACUUUGUGCUGCUUGGCAAGCUGCUGUUGAAACCUGCAAGUUUCAAAAGUUUAUUGAUGCAGACUUGUUCAGUACAGCUGGAUAAUGCAGCUAUUAAGGUAAAGGUAAAGGUACCCCUGCCCGUACUGGCCAGUCUUGCCAGACUCUAGGGUUGUGCGCUCAUCUCACUCUAGAGGCCGGGAGCCAGCGCUGUCCGCAGACACUUCCGGGUCAUGUGGCCAGCGUGACAAGCUGCAUCUGGCGAGCCAGCACAGCACAUGGAAAGCCGUUUACCUUCCCGCUGGUAAGCGGUCCCUAUUUAUCUACUUGCACCCGGAGGUGCUUUCGAACUGCUAGGUUGGCAGGCGCUGGGACUGAACGACGGGAGCGCACCCCGCCGCGGGGAUUCGAACCACCGACCAUGCGAUCGGCAAGUCCUAGGCGCUGAGGUUUUACCCACAGCGCCACCCAUGUCCCUUAAUGCAGCUAUUAGAAACACCUAAAUUGAAGCUUGAGAUUUUUCCCCAGUGUACUGAAGCUACAGCUGCUUCAAUAAGUGGAAGGUAUUUUGUGGGUAAUAUCAUUUUAUGAUUGUGGAAUUCAUUCUGGAGUAGGAUCCUGAGAACAAUCAUUAUUGACCAUGGUUCAAACUUCUUUCAGUAAACUUCUUUCAGAGUUAAUACUAAUCAUGGUUUGUCCAAGUCAAGACAUAAUGAACUACUGUGGUUAGUUGAAAGUGGAGACUAAGGUUUCCACUCUUGCAGCUGCACUGGAAGAGGAGAAGGGAGCCCAUGGUGCACUGUUGCAUGCCAGUGCAGCCAGUAUGAUACAAAUGCAUUGUGCAAUAUAGAUGUGCCCAGGGUAGGUUUUUGUGGUAUUAUCUUCCCAUCUAUGUCACUCCCUCAAUAGUCCACUUGCAACAUUGAUACUUGCCUAUAGUGCUUUUAUUUAUUUAUUGUUUGAUCUGUAGAACCUGCACAGCAGCUUACAAUAAAAUUACACACCUACAAUAAAACCAUAUGUGUACAAUAGAAAGUAUUUUGGCAUUCAGCUUUGGAAUUCUAACAAAGAAAACUUUUGGCUUUACAUAUACAAAGCCACAUGGAACUGUUGACAGGAGUUUGGUAUUAAAAUAACAAAUAUAAAUCAGGCUGUUUAUAAAAUUUCUUACUCACUUUUCACUAUAAGGUCUCAGGGCAGGUUACAACGAUAUAAUAUUUCCCCCCUCAAAAAGUAAAACAAUUAAAAGUGGAAUAGAAAAAUAUAAAUUCAACAAAAGAGGUGGGUCUCACAAAACAAAAUACUGUACCUUAACUGUCAAAGGCCAGGGUAAGGAGUUGUAUCUCCAGCAUACAGUGCAAGCUUCAUAAUGAAGAUGCUACCUAGGUACACCUCUCUGGGGAGGGAUUUUCACAAUUUAGGGGCUGCUGCAGACCCAGGAUACAUGAAGAGUGUUUGGCAUGGAGAGUACAGAUAAAUGGAAUAAUUCCUAGCUUAUGAGCGGAAAGGUUGGAGGAAUUUUACUGAAGACAUGGCUGUCGCUGAGCUUGGUAGCUCUUGAAUAUGUUCACUAUUUUGUCUCCCUCCCCCCUUCUGUAUUGCUCUUCUAGUGUGCAAGUCUGGUUGGCCAUAUUUAAAACAACAAAAGGUUUGUUGGUGUGAUAAUACAGAACUGUUGUAUUAUACUGGAUACUUUCAUUGCAGUUCAAUUUGUCCAAUGUGAGUGGUGUGCCAUGGUGACUGUACUGCUGAGCUGCUGCCAUAUCUGAUGUGUUUACCAAGCUUUGAAUAAUACAGCAACCACAUAUGCUGGUGUGUAUUGCAUAGUACCAGUCUGAACUUGCUAGUUAAAGAACUUAAGAGGUGAAUGAACCCUUCCCCUGUGCACACUGUUUUGAAAUGAAUGGGAGUGUGGUAAUCCUUGUGAUAUUCUUUUGGAUAACACUUCUCAAAUCAAAGUUACUUUGCAGGUCAGUGUACUUUCAAGCUGACACUUUAUAUUGCUGCAAGGUUACAGCUUCUUGAGAGAUGGAUGUAUGUUAUCUCUUUUUUUAUAUGUGCACUGUAGACUGUCCACUAUCCAAAUGCAACAGAGGCUCCUAGUUAUUUUUUGUUUUCCCGCAUGUAGCUCUAUGAAAAAUGUGUGUGUUUCGAGAUGGCUAGUAAUGCAGGUAACUUGGAGGUGCUCCAUAAUGCCCAUUCAGAUGAAACAAGGCUUGGUUUCUAAUUCAUUCUCCAAAGCUUGCAUGUAUCAAUUAAUGUGUGCUUCUGUUUCAGAAAUAAGAACGCAGUGAUGGCAACCUUCCUCGAGUUCAUCCAGCAGAAUGAAGACAGGGAUGGCGUUCGAUUCAGCUGGAAUGUAUGGCCUUCCAGUCGUCUUGAGGCUACAAGGAUGGUGGUUCCUGUGGCCUCUCUGUUUACACCACUGAAAGAGCGGCCUGACUUGCCUCCUAUUCAGUACGAGCCAGUCCUGUGCAGCAGAACUACCUGCCGAGCUGUUCUAAAUCCAUUAUGGUAAUUUCAGAUAAAGAGUUUUAAACUUUGCAUGGAUAUUAGUACUUUAUUAUUGUUAAAAAAAGUAUUUUAUCUGUUAUAUAUGUUUGGGAGUUUGAAAGACAAAUUUAUUUUCUGACCUUCACUAUAAAAAACCGUUACAAAUAGUUAGUAUAUUGGACAUUAAAAAAAAACACCCUCACAAAUCAAUACAAAAUUAUGCACAGCUCAUAAAAGAGAUUAUCUGAAGUGCAGCUCAUUAUGGGUGAUAUCCAGCUUCAGUCAUGCUUGAAGUAGACCUACUGAAAUCAAUUGAGUUAAAUAACUUCAUUGAUUUCAAUGAGUUUGUUUGGAAUAUGAUUUGGAUACUUUCCAAAGUGCAUUUCUGAAGUUGACAGUAUCUGUGAGCAUGCCUUAUCUACAGAAUUUUUCUUGCUCCAUAAAGUUAUCCAUGACAGCAGUUAGACAAAAAUGGCCAAAAAGUGUAAAUAGUAAAAACAGUUCUUAUUUUGUAGUAUUUUUUUCAAGGGUCUUAAUACCUUAUUCCCACAAGACCUUUUUUAAAGCAAGUCCUGUUGAUUGUAACAGGACUUUAAAAACAUACUUAUAAUGUAUGGUUCUGUACUGAAACUGCUUUCUCGUGGAUAAAUUAACUGAAAUCAUAUUGCCUCAUGUGCACACAGAGCUUCUAUGUGAUGCUUCAUAUGUGCGCUUGCCAUGUACAAAUCUGCAAUAUUUUUUUAAUGUGCUGUGCUGUAUACCAUUAACAGAAAAGGUAUCCCUGAAAUUUCCACAUUUGGUGACAUGCCAAAAACAAUAAAUACCAAAAUAAAGGUAACCCUGGUGCCACUUUGCUUCUGCAAUAUUAUCAGCCACUCACUGCUUAACUAACAUGCAGUCACACGGCUAACCAGAUUAUUUAAUAUAAUUGUUCUGCCUUUUGUUAUGGUGCAUGGCAUGACACAACUCUAAUUUUAUUUAUUUCCCUGAAUAUUUAUACUUUCCCCAGCAAGUGUAAAGUAAUUUACAAUAAUUGUAAGAAAACACACUAAAAUGAUAAAUUUAACAGUAAUCAAAUAAAAAGCAGUACCAAACACAACUUACAGUAUCAGGAAGGAGAUAAGAUAAAGCAAAAAUAUUCCAAAGGGUUAGAGAAGAAAAGUUUUGAUAACUAGCUUUGAUCAGAAUAAAUGAUGAGACUAAAGUUUGUGGGUUGACCAUUGACCAGCGGUCUCAGUGACCUGACAAUAAAGCUUCUGUCAGAAAAAUGGGGAAAGAUGCAGUUUUAAGCUAUCCUUCCCCUGCCUCUCUAGCCCCCACUACAUCAGGAUCAGAUUUACGGUGUUUGUUGGGAGCUGCUUGGGGGAGGGGAAUGGCCAAAAAUUGCUUCCCUUCACAUUCUUGCUGAGUGACAGUGUUAGAUACUAUGCUGUAUUACCUGUGCUCAUGUUUAAGCAUGAAACCGCAAAGUAUCUGACUUGCAUUCAUAAUUUGUCUAUUAAAACACUUUAAAAUUUAUUUUUGUAGCCAAGUGGAUUACCGAGCAAAACUAUGGGCUUGCAAUUUUUGUUACCAGAGAAAUCAGGUAAGAGAACUUUCAGGUGAAUGCAUUUUAAGAUUGAGAUAUGAGUGGUAGUAAUAUUAACAUGUAAAGGGUGGGGGUGGGGUGGAAUAGACUAGUAUAGGUAAACCCUUUCCAGUUUGUUGCUCUACAGAUAUUUUGGACUUCAACUCUCAACAGCCCCACAUAUUGUGGCCAUAUGUCAGGGAUAUUGAGAGUUAUAUUCUAAAGCAGUUGGAAGGCACCAGGUUAGGAAAGGCUGACUGGUAUAGAAAUGUAUGCUUCAAAGUGUUUUUUCUUUGAAUUUUUCAUUUGAUUGGAUCCCUUUUCUUCUGCAGUUUCCUCCUACAUAUGCAGGCAUAUCUGAGAUGAACCAGCCUGCAGAACUCUUACCUCAGUUUUCUAGCAUUGAAUAUGUAGUACAGGUAAAUACCUUGAUUAAAAUCUUUGGGAUUCUUGGGUCAGAAAAGUUGCCACUGUGAUGGUCUCCAAUAUGUGGAGUUUGGACAAGGACUCAGCUAUAUAGUGGCAAAUUAAACGUUUUAGAUGUGUUGUAAAGUGCAAUAUACAAAUGUGACACCAGAUGGCGACAGUGAGUUCAAUAUAUUUUUAAAACCGUUUUUUAAAAAAGCGUUUUCACAGCAUUUUUUAUAUGUGUGUAGAUUCUACCUCAGAGUCCACUGUAGUCAUACUUUCCUGAACAAUUAGUGUAGCCUAAAACCUAUGUAACUCAGAAGUAGAAGGAGCAUGGGUAGUUCAGGGGUGACAUCCUAAAUAUGUUUCGGCCACCAUGGAGCCGGUAACACAGGUGUUCUUCAGCUUAUACAUUUGUUUCAACUGAACUGAGUGUUAAGCAACACAGUCGUACCUUGGUUCUGGAACGCCUUGCGACUCAAACGUUUUGGCUCCUGAAUGCUACAAGCCCGGAAGUGAGUGUUCCAGUUUGCAAAGCCGAACGUCCAACGCGGCGUCUGCAGGUUUCGAUUGGCUGCAGGAAGCUUCUAUAGUCAAUCUAAAGCCGUGCCUUGGUUUUCAACCGUUUUUGGAAGUCGAACGGACUUCUGGAACGGAUUCCAUUUGAGAACCAAUGUAUGACUGUAUAGCAAAACAGAUUUAAAUAACACAGGAAUCUGCUACACGUAUGUCUGCCCAAGUCAGUGCAUGCCACUUUGCAUAGUGUUAGAGAGAUUCAUGUGUUUUUAUAUAGGACUGUAAAACGGAUACAACCAUGUUGAAGCCGAUUUUGCAUGAGUAUUCCCAAGAAAGCAUUUGAUCAGGUAUAGUUUGGGGAUAGUUACAACAAGGCUGUUUCUGACUUUUUGCAGUAUCGUUAAUGCUGCAAUCUUGUUCACUUUUUCUUAAAGCGUGGACCUCAGAUGCCUUUGAUAUUUCUUUAUGUUGUUGACACGUGUAUGGAAGAUGAAGACUUGCAAGCUUUGAAGGAAUCCAUGCAAAUGUCGUUAAGUCUCCUACCUCCAACUGCUUUGGUUGGACUUAUUACUUUUGGGAGAAUGGUGCAAGUUCAUGAGCUUGGCUGUGAGGGGAUUUACAAAAGUUAUGUUUUCAGAGGCACAAAGGAUCUGACUGCAAAACAGCUUCAGGUAAAUAUAAAAUUAAUAUUAAGAAUGGUAUUUCCAGUUUUGGAGCUGCUCUGUCUUUGAAGAUGGAAGUAAAAAAAUCUGUACCUUACUGAACAGUUAAGGAAUUAAGCAAACAUUUUCAAUGUGUAAGAUGAAAAAACCAACAUUAUAAAGAUGUUUCUAAACUUUUUAUAAAAGUAAGAGAUUUUUUAAUUAAAAAGACUCGGUGUAAACGAAUAAGAAAUAUUCCUUAAUUUUCUUUAAAACGUUGUUGCUGUUUAUAUGCUGAAUAUGUAACUAUAUUCAACUUUAUUAUGUUAAAUAUACUCACAGGAAAUGUUAGGACUUACAAAAAUGAAUGUUGCACAAGUGGGUCGUGGCCCUCAAGCUCAGCAGCCACCACCAUCAAACAGGUAUUUGUUUUUAUUAAGAAGAAAAAUGUACCAAAUUGUUUUACAGUAAGCCCUGCUUUGUAAUUUUGCAGUAUGAGUCAUUGGAGGAAAGGUGGGUUAUAAGCAUAAUAAUAAAUAGAUGAAUAAAAAAUGUUAAAAUGCCAGAUAUUGAAGUCAAUCCCUGUUCCCGACUCUCUUUCUUCCAAGCAAGUGUACUCAAGAUGCAAACCUUAAAGGUAAAGGUAAAGGUACCCCUGCCCGUACGGGCCAGUCUUGACAGACUCUAGGGUUGUGCGCCCAUCUCACUCAAGAGGCCGGGGGCCAGCGCUGUCCGGAGACACUUCCGAGUCACGUGGCCAGCGUGACAAGCUGCACCUGGCGAGCCAGCGCAGCACACGGAAACGCCGUUUACCUUCACGCUAGUAAGCGGUCCCUAUUUAUCUACUUGCACCCGGGGGUGCUUUCGAACUGCUAGGUUGGCAGGCGCUGGGACCAAGCAACGGGAGCACACCCCGCCGCGGGGAUUCGAACCACCGACCUUUCGAUCGGCAAGCCCUAGGCGCUGAGGCUUUUACCCACAGUGCCACCCGCGUCCCAUGCAAACCUUAGCUUGUGCCAAAUCCUAUUCAUUCAUUUAUUUACUCAUUUAUAUGCAUGCCACCCAGUAACAAGCUUUCUGGUGACUCACAAUGAAAGUAAAUCAGUUGCCAACUUAAGUCAUACUUGGGGUAGAAGCACUGAAAUCAAUGGGCUUAAGUUUGUUAUGAAUAAUAAUAAUAAUAAUAAUGGGUAGUUUCCAACAUAAUAUAAAAACACAGGGAGACAUCAAGCAUGAACUAACUUGUCUAUUGAUUUUGGUAGGUCUUUUCCAAGUAUUACUUAGUUGGAUACCACCCAUGUAACAUUAAAUUUAUAACAAAAUUUAAUUUGUAUUUUAAACACUAUAAUUGUAGGUCAAUACUUUGCAAAUAUAUAAAUGGUCUAGAAUCGUUUGAAAGCUUGUGCAAUCAAGGGAAACUUCUUUUUAACUUAAUGUUUUUCUUGUCUCCAGGUUCUUACAGCCGGUCCAGAAAAUUGACAUGAAUCUCACUGAUCUUUUGGAUGAACUGCAACGUGAUCCUUGGCCUGUUCCCCAAGGGAAAAGACCUUUGCGGUCUUCUGGAGUGGCACUUUCCAUAGCUGUAGGACUGCUAGAGGUAACAAGUUCUCAUUUAUGCGCAUCUGGAAGUUCGCUGCCCUUAUCUGGGUUACCUGAAUGAGUUAAAGCAAUGUGAAUUUGAUUUGAAAUUGGGAAAAUGCUGAAGGUUGUUCCCUCCAAUUGCAAACAGACUUUCCUGAAGUUUUUCCGGUUCAGCUGUUUCUUUUUGCAGUUACAGAAAAGUGAGGUACUAUAGUGCAAAUACUAAAUAUACUUAGUUAAAUAGGUCUCAGCAUUAACCUUGUGUCAUAUUCACAGUUCAGCCUAUUUUAGAACUCAAUCAGCAGUUCCGAAUAUCAUCGCAAUAUGUCUUUGAAACACAUCUUUUUGCUUUCUGUCUUAAAAACUUUUAUUAUCCCACAGUGUACUUUUCCUAACACUGGUGCCCGUAUAAUGAUGUUUAUUGGCGGACCGGCUACACAGGGACCUGGGAUGGUGGUAGGAGAUGAACUUAAGGUGCCUAUAAGGUCUUGGCAUGACAUUGAAAAAGACAAUGCCAAAUAUGUAAAAAAGGGUACUAAGGUAAGAACACAAAAGUUUUAAAUUCUGUAAUUAUUUGGAAUAUAUGUGAAGUAAUGUGAGAUCUGUACAUAAUUUAUUCAGUGACUGCAUAUUUUUCUAAAAUUAAAACCCCUCCAAAACAAACUGGUAUAUUUCCAUUAACCUUGGAGGUAUAUUUUGUGUGCUUGCCUUGACAAAGGGUGACAUAAGCAUAAUGGAACAUAUAGGACUGUGGAAGAAAUAGCAUGUAAUUGUAGUGGUUAAGAGCGGUGGACUCAUAAUCUGGUGAACCGGGUUUGAUUCCCCGCUCCUCCACAAGCAGCUGCUGGGUGACCUUGGGCUAGUCACACUUCUUUGAAGUCUCUCAGCCCCACUCACCUCACAGAGUGUUUGUUGUGGGGGAGGAAGGGAAAGGAGAAUGUUAUCCCGCUUUAUCACUACCCGAAGGAGUCUCAAAGCGGCUAUCAAAUCCAAACUCUUCUUCUUCUUCUUCUCCACCCGUCCAAUACUUGAUGUAGCAUCCCUUGAAACUGCUGUGUGAUUAUAUGUCUUCCUUCCCUUCAAAACCACAGUGUAGUGACAGCCAUCAUGCCAUUGGAAUAAAAUUUAAUCCAGAUAAGAUUGGUGAUGGAUGGGAAGCUGAACUAGGAAAAAGUGUUACAUUCUAGAUGAGGUCACAACAUUCCCCCUAAAAUAUCAGAUAUAGGGCUUGGGGCUGCUCCUUGAUGCAGUUCAGCUUCAUCUUGUUCAAACUGCAUCUCUUGUCCGGAAUGCCCCCCCCCCCCCCAGCCCUAAAAUAAAGGUAGCUAUUUUGGCUUAUAUAAAAUCAGAAUAAUUAUGAAUUAAAACAUAUUUCUGUUUUAAAUACUGAUCUAGUCUUGUAUAGCAUCUGAGAAGAAUAUAAUUUGGCAAAUACACUUCAACUUCAGAAGAAUAUUUGAAGCUUUAAUGUAAAAUGUGGAAAGUUUGACCUGCAUUGUUUAGUAAAAGUUAUGUUUACAUUUGUGUCUCUAGCAUUUUGAAGCUUUGGCAAAUCACGCUGCUACAACCGGUCACGUUAUUGACAUUUACGCAUGUGCACUAGAUCAGACUGGUCUUCUGGAGAUGAAGUGCUGCCCUAACUAUACUGGGUAUGUGUUACAUUUUACAGUAAUGUAAAAGAGGCUAUGUGCAGAAACAGUGUUUUUGUGUAAUUAAGAGAAAAGCUAUAUAUUGGAAGUCAAGUGGACUUGCAUAUGUUUGCUUGAUUGUGUCUGUGUGAGCAAAGUUGUCACUACAAUUAAUCUUUUUCAAUCAUGAAAAUAUAGAUUAAAAUGAGUUUUCACGUUAGAAAGCAAUACUCUUUGACUAGUACUCUUAAUUGCAAUAUAUUCCUUUCUCCUGUUUAAAUAUUUUGUAUCACGCAGCUAUUAAUACUGAGCAUAAUACUAUUCUGGGGAGUAAUCUUAAAGGAAGAUUUUUCUCUCUACUGAGAAAGUUAAAUGCUGCUGCACAGAAGCACCAUUGUAGGAUGAUAGUGCUGGAAAGUAUCAUCAGAUCAAAUCUAACCUCCUGUCCUUUGUCAAGCACCAAUGUUUUCUUUCUUCUCUUUCCCUAACAUCCAUAAUCUACACCAUGGUGUGCUGCAAGCAUGAAAGGCACACCCUGCAAAAUCAAUGGGUGAUAUCCAAUUAAGUCUUACUUGAAGCAGACCUAUUCAAAUUCUGCCAGCUCUUCUCGGGAGCUACAUCGAUAUGUUUAAAAUGGUCUGUUUGUGAAAUAAAUUGUUUAGGGAUAGCCACUGGGCCCUCAGUGCUGCUUUCCAUGUUUUAUUACUACAUUAUGGCUCUUCAGGGAUGAGCUGUGGGUGGGGUGGGGAAGCUGAUGCAUAUAAACUAAUACUGCAGUGCUUCCAUGAGUGCCUUGUGGUGGUCACUUUUAUACAUGGCAUAUAGAUCUGCAAUAUCACAAUGAAAUAUGGGAUGGCAGGAGUGGAGCAGAAAUCUUCACAGGUAAACUUGUGGUAGCAGCCUAGAGUGUGAUGACUUAGAUCAGUUCCAGAUUCCAUUAUAACUGCUCUUUCGCAUUUUUCAUAUAUUGUUUGACUUAAUUAUUCAUUUUUUCCCCAUGUAGGGGUUACAUGGUAAUGGGAGACUCUUUCAAUACAUCCCUGUUCAAACAAACCUUUCAGCGUGUGUUUACCAAAGAUGCACAGGGGCAAUUCAAGAUGGGAUUUGGAGGUACCUUAGAAAUCAAAGUAAGAUUUGGAAUUUUACUAUAAUUAUUUUUAAAGGCCAUGUGUUGUUGUUCCAUCGCAUUUGUUUACAACUAAUUAAACUAUUGCACUAAGGUAUUAUUAUUGCUAGUAACAAUUAUUCAGUCAGCGUUUUACUUUAAACCUUUAGCGUUGGGGUCGUAGUAUUUUAUUUUACUGUGAAAAUAAACACUGGAAUUUAGUGUGGCUGUGAUCCAGCAUUCAUUGAUUGGCAAAACUGUUAUGAAUUCCUACCCUUGACUUACAAGAUAUGCAACUGGGUAUCUUUCCUGUACCUUUGCAGACACAGCUCACUCUAACAUCUUGCAAUCUGUUGACAUGAUAUUUAGAUUCCACUCACAAUACAUACUGAAUCGUCAACAGAAAUAUUUCUCUUUUGCAUAAAGGUGCAGUUCCUAUAACAUUUCUUCUUGCCAGUAUGGAACGUGGGCAGCAGGGCAUGAGAUCCAGGGGAUGGUAUGGUGAUUUGUCCAUAUCCUGCUGGUCAUAUGAAUAUGCUGCUGAUGAAAAAAAAUAUAUCUGGGAAGGGGCUGUUGCUUAGUGGUAGUGCACAUGGUGUGCACAUGGAAGGUCCUUGACCCAGUAUCUGCUGUCUUCACAAAGGAUGUUGCCGUGAAAAGUCAGACUAGACAAUACUGAGCUGGAUGGCGUUUUUAUAAAUCAACUCCAUAUGUUCACCUGUAUGGAACUAUGGGACUCUAAGGAACUUCGAGGGUACUCUGGGUCAGGUGCCUGUUCUGAGAUAUGAUUCGUCAUCUCUGCCACCAAUGCUUGUUCUAGAUUGGACCUGUAAAGGAGAUGUAAAGUUAAAGUGUAUAGGCUUCUACAAACUAGAGGAAUGAAGUCUCAUAAGUCUUUUUAGUGCAAGGAGUACUUUUAGUUGAUCCAGGCUGCAGUUCUCUACAUACUUACCCACAGUGCAGUCUCAUAGAAACCAUUUUUACUAAAAGAAAAGCUGUCUAGUUUCUGCUCCAUUCUGAAUCAAAUGACUCUUCAGACCUCUGUUAGCACUGCUGUUUACCAGUAAAGGAGAUUUAUAAGCUCAGACUGCCAAGAGGAAAGAUUAUCCUACAUUCUGCAGGAACAAUCAUUUGUUCUUAUUUUAUUUUGCUCUUUAAUCUGUGUAGACUUCAAGAGAAAUAAAGAUAUCUGGAGCUAUUGGACCUUGUGUAUCUCUCAAUUCUAAAGGGCCCUGCGUAUCAGAAAAUGUAAGUUGAUUAACCUAUAAAUCACUUAUACAAUCUGUGCCUUUUUCACUUUUCACACAUAAAACGCUAUGGACAUUAUGUAGUAAAAUCUUGUGUAAAAUCCUAUUAGCAUGUUGUCAUUUUCAAAGGCAUGAUUUUACAAAAGUUUUGACUUUUUGUUCUUCAGGCUGGGUGAGCAGUGAGUUGUUUGACUGUCAGAUGGUUUAAAAUAGUUGAUAGCGUUUUAAUCCAACCCUUACACCUGUUACAUAAAAAUGCAGUAGAUCCAGCUUUUUCUGAUGUGACUAAGCAUUAGUGGGAAUCAUAUUGCAAUUACACUAUACCACUCUGUGUGUGAGUAAUUCAAUGUCACACUAGGGUGAUUGUUCGGACAGGGAAAGCAUUUUGGCUUGCCUGUAGGAACAAUCCCCCUCCUCACCCCCUACAUGCCAUUCUAGGGGUUCUCCCAAUUCCCCUAGAGACAAUUUCGUGUUUACGCAGGGUGAUGUGAAGGAAAAGCCCUAUUGUACAAGGAGAAGUCCUUGUGCAGGGCUUCCACUGACAGGACUCAUUAGCAGAAUCCUUCCGUGUGUGUGUGUGUGUGUGUGUGUGUGUGUGUGUGUGUGUGUUUAUUUCACUAGCCACUCAGUUUCCAAAGUAGUGAAUAUAUUGUUGAGGAGUAGAAAGCUCUAGGUAGCGAUAAGCACCUUACAUAUAGGCUUAUUUAUUCAUGUAUUGUACCUCUUGUGGUGCCUCCUGGGUUCAACAGUGCUCACUAUAUAUGUGUGUGUAUAUAUAUAUAUAUAUAUAUAUAUAUAUAUAUAUAUAUACACACACACACAAAUAAACUUCACUAUUUAUCCUACUAAUCCUGUUGUUCUUUGGAUGUGUACCAUUAAUGUCUUGCUUAGUGCCAGUAUAGUGGCUCAUUGUUUCGUUUGGCUUUCUCCACUAGCAUAAGGUGGCAUUAUUUCCUUCACGCAGCCAAAGUAUACUCGAGUCUGUGGAAAUUCAUGUUACAGUAAAAUGUUAACAACAUGUUAAGUGUUAUCUUAGUAGAGGGGAGAAGUGAAGCAUUUAUAACAAAGAUAUAAUUUUGCUGUAUCUAAGUAACUGGGAUAGGAACCAUUGAAAACAGCAGUACGUUUUCCCAAAUCCUACAAUUUGCUGUGUAUAGCAAAUGUAACUUUUGCUGAAAAUUAUUUGUAAUAUUUUUGCAGGAGAUAGGAACAGGAGGUACAUGUCAGUGGAAGAUUUGUGGACUUAAUCCUACCACAACCCUAGGAUUGUAUUUUGAGGUGGUUAAUCAGGUAAGAUAAUUUUUUUAGAGUACAUGUGCAUAUUUAAAUAUUUUUACUGAUUGUGUAGGAGGUAGGUGGUUGAAAAAGCACAAUUCCCACUUCCUCCUCCCCAUUUUAAUUGGAGCUUUGGGGAAGUAGCUGAUGUGGUCUACAAAAGUAGUUUCUUUCAAGAAUUAUGUGAUGGGGCCUCCUUGUGUGUUUCAUCACUUGGGGAGGGGGGAAAGCAAAUUAUAUUUUUCCCCAUUUUAAUUAGGAACAUUUUUUGAGACUUGCUGUAGCUUGUAAUACCAUAAGGCGCUAAGCAACAAACCAGGAAGUCCCUGGUUUAGUUCUCACCUGUGUAAUGAACUUGGUGGGCAGCCUUAGUAGUUUGCCUGCCUUCAGCCCACAUCUACAAUAUGAGAGUAGUAAUACUUGUCUACCUUAUAGGGCUGUUUGUAAGAAAUGCUGAGGUUGUGAAGCACUUGGUUGCUCCAAGUAGCUAUGUACAUAUUACAUUGUAUUAUCUUGUCUCAUCUACCGUGCUCCUGUCUUGCCUUCCGAUUUGUACAUCUCCUAUAGUAUUUUCUCUACUUAAAGCACUCUGUUUUGGAAGCUGCUCCAGUGUUGAAUCAAAUUGUAGCUAAAUAUAGGCAGUAAGCUUACUGACUUAAUUUUUUCAUAUUUGUACAGCAUAUUGUACUUAUUAAAGUAGCUUCUGUCAAAUCACCUCUAAUUAUAGAAUUGACAGUGGCAGUGAUGGGAUUCUUAAUGUGGUGAUCAUGCUGCACAACUUUCCUGUGAUUCUGUUCAAUUUAAUCUCUUCACCAUUUACCUUUCGAAAUAGCACAAUGCUCCAAUUCCUCAGGGUGGGCGAGGUGCAAUCCAGUUUGUGACUCAGUACCAGCAUUCGAGUGGACAGAGACGAAUCAGAGUGACCACUGUUGCCAGAAAGUAAGCCUUAAGUUCUGAUGUGCUAUUCUAGAAAUUUGUGUGGUAUACACACUGUUUAACAAACAGUAUUUUGCUUAAAAGGUAGACCUUAUGUAUGUAAGGUCUGACAUUGUAUGUAAUGCUGACUUUACACCAGUGGAAAGCAUAGCAGAGCACCUGAUUUUUGUUAAUCUGCCAACAUUUAUUUAUUCAGAAGAAUCCCAGGGCAGCAGACACAUAAACAAGAAACAAUGAAAACAUCUUAAAUCCAGUACAGAUGAGGUCUGGGAAAGAACUCUCCACUUAAAAGCCUUUUUGGAAAGGGAAGCUUUUCAGUAGGUGCUGAAAAGGCAAACGAGACUGUGCUUGUCUAUUAUUUAAUAGGAGGGAAUUCCAAAGAGUAGGUGCCACAACACUAAAGGCCCCAUUUCUAUAUGGAGAAGUACCUCCUGAUGAGAUAGUAUCUGCAUGAAGCACUCACUGCAGAAUGCGCAGUGAUUGAUUGAGUAUAUGAAGGGUGAGAUAUUAUUUUAGGUAGCUGGAUCCCAAGUUAUAUAGGGGUUUAUAUGGUAGAACCAGCACCUUGAACUUAGCCUGAUUGCAGAUUGGCAGCCAGUGCCAAUUGAACUGGACACCUAAUCAUUGCAGUUUCCUACACCUCCACAAAUGCAUGAUCACAUUAGCAACCAUGGAGGUGGGUUGGGUGUGAUUAUGAUUCAGAGCAUGGUGUGCCGAGAGCUAUAUGAUGCCUUUCCUUCAGGGGAUCAUGAAUUGCUGAUGAUUCUGCAAGGCCUGCUUCUGGCAUAAUGUCUAAAUUGGCUCUAAAGGAAUUGUUGUAUUUGCUACAUAGUGAGCUUCCUGCAUAUUUUAUGUUUCUCUUAAUUGCAUAAGGGAGCUUUGUUUUGAUUUGGAGGAGCAACAUGGAUUGGAGCUGUUCGUUAUUAAACUGAUACGUUUUUGCUUCUCUCUGAUGACCUGUGUGGUAAACAAAUGCUAUUCUUUUGCAGUUGGGCUGAUGCUCAGACACAGAUUCAAAACAUCGCUGCUUCUUUUGACCAGGAGGCGGCUGCCAUUCUUAUGGCCAGGCUGGCAGUGUACAGGGCUGAGACAGAGGAAGGACCCGAUGUUCUUAGGUGGUUGGACAGACAGCUCAUUAGACUGGUAAGGCAUUACAAAUGUUUGAAAAUAUUGAUUCCUCCUCCCAUCUGAGAUUGUAUUUAGGGAGAGAAUAGGACCAGGCCUGGGUCUUGUAUCUGCCUUCUCUGCCCCCAGUGCAAAUAGCAGAUGUAGAGGUCCUGAUCCAGAAUGGGCUACUGCUCCUAUUAUUUACUUUAAAAAACCAACAAACAUUUGUGCAACUGAUGAUUGUGUGAAUGAUGCCACAUCGAGUUUGUUCCUAAGACGGCAAUCUGAUACAUAGUUACAUUUUGAGAAAUGUAUAUUUUGAAUAGUUUUAUGUGCUUCUGGUGCUAGAUGUAAAUUUGGCUGGCUUAUAUACAGUGUAUAAAGUUGCAAAGGAACUUGUUGAAAGAUAUUAGAAGAAUGAGAAAGAAGGCUUUUCACAGUGGAUCUACUUUGUACUAUAAAGUGCUAACAUAAAUAAGCCAAAGGUUUUGCUUGUCUUGCAUUUCAAAGCUUCAUUCCACAAUUUUUAAAGUCAUGUUUUUUCUCAAUAGAUAUACUGCUCAAGUAAAACUUAAUUGUCUGGAAGCCUCAGUUGUAUUCCUCCCUCUUUUGAGAGCCGAAAAAUAAUAUACAAACAUUGAGCUUGUUGCUAACUGUUAAAGUUGAUGUGAAUGUUUCCACAAAAUCUGUGGGUCUUAAACAUUUGGUAUUGAAUGAAGCAUUUUGGUUAGAUUUCUUUCUGGGAUCUAUGUAUGGUAACUAUGUACCGGUACUUGCCACUCUUGAACAGAUUUUUAGAAGCCUCCCCAUGCUACUUCGGUGAAGUUAGGUUGCUUUGUAAUGUAGUGAAAGUAGAAGUAUAUAUUUCUGAAAAUGUCAUGAUAGUAUUUGAAGUGUCACACUGAAAACUUAAAAGGCUUUUUAAAAUUUAUCCAGUGUCAGAAAUUUGGAGAAUAUCACAAGGAUGAUCCAAGUUCCUUCAGAUUUUCAGAAACAUUUUCCCUUUACCCACAGGUGAGUAUGAAUGAAUUGAAAUAGAGAACAUUCUAUAUCCAGUAUGAUGCUGAUAUUCACUUUAUUGUAAGAAGUCCAAGUGUCCUUCAUUAGAUUGCAGUUUUUAAAAAAGUUCUGCUUCAUGCUAGCAUUUUGGGAUUUGUGAAGCAGUACAACAUAAAACCGAAUAGUAUUUCUCAUUCUAAGCCUUUUAACUUUGCCUGUUCUGAAUUUCUUAGACUUUUUAAAAAAUACUGUAUCAUUCUAGUUUUGGGAUCAAAUGUGCCACAAGACUGUCAUAAAUUUAAACACUCAAGAGCAUUUAUAUAAAUAUAAAUAUAUAAAUAUAAACCAUUUAUAUAUAAAUAUAAACAUCUAAGUGUGAUAUUAACUAUAACAUGAUUUUUCAUGUUUAAAAAUUAUGCCUUCACUGAGAAUUUUCCUUUUUCAGUAAAACAACAUAACUGCAAAAAGAUCACCAAGGGCAAUUUUGGUCCACAAUGAAAAAGUAUACAACACCUACAAGAACAGUGUGCGCACUUUUUAAACAUAAAACGGCAUAUUAUACCACUAGCAUACAUACUAGUAUAACAGUUCAGUAAUCAUAAGUUGUCAAUUACAUGCAAUGUCAACAAUUUUCACAGGACUUACAGCCCUAAACACCUCAUUUCACAACUGUAUUAGACUACUGUCCAAUGAACAGACAAAAUUGAAGUACAUUUUUUUCUGUGAUUUUCUAUCAUUUUGUUGGCCACAGAGGUAACACCUGGUCUUUUCCUUGCUAUCAGCAUUGUUACCCUACUAAUUUGGAGGUUGUCUUUCUUUAUGUCCCAGACAAGCUAGAUGAUGUCACUAAACUCAGUGACAUAGACCAGUAUCAAAUCUUUUUGGAAAGAAACAUUGCUACUAUUGAUGCAGCUGGGUUUGUGGACAAGAAACAUUGGGGGAAUUUCUGGUUUGUUUUAUUUUGCAGUUUAUGUUCCAUUUAAGAAGAUCUCCUUUUUUGCAAGUCUUCAACAACAGUCCUGAUGAAAGUUCCUACUAUCGCCAUAAUUUCAUGCGGCAAGAUCUGACUCAGUCCCUUAUAAUGGUUCAGCCAAUUCUAUAUGCCUAUUCUUUCAGUGGACCCCCAGAGGUAUGUUGGCAUGUAUGACCUAGUGUGUAUGAAUAGCUGAAAAAAGAAAACUUGAAAAUGAAGAAGACUCAUUAGUGCAUUGUUGGGAAAAUAAUUUCAAACUAAAUUAACGCUUUAAAUUAAAUGUAAAGCAGUUUUGCACAGGAAAAGUUUGGGAGCAAUUGCUUCCUCGUGUUAUGUGGCUUGCUAAAUGGAACAGAGAAAGCUGAAUUUUAAGAAAUGGAUUUCUCUGUUUUGUAUAUGUAGUUAAGACACUUUUCUCCUUUUAUAUUAGCCUGUUCUUUUAGAUAGCAGCAGUAUUCUGCCUGAUCGCAUUCUUCUCAUGGACACCUUUUUCCAGAUCCUUAUUUAUCAUGGAGAGGUAAGAUCAAGUCACUUUGACUUCCAUAUCCUACUAUUUGGGCAUACUUAUUAAAACUAGUGGCUGUCACCCACACAUGGCAGUAGCUCUGUAUUUCUUGUGCUUUGCCCAGUUUUAGGAGCUGCUUGUCAUGUGGAGUUGCUUCUGGGAAGAGGAGGGCUCAGAAACCUUACUGUUACAUUGCAGAGGCCAUCGCAGAGCCUUUUGGGUAGAGCUCUGUCACGUGUCCAUAUUGGUAGCUUCUCAAGGCCAUCAUGGUACUUGAAUUUUCUAUGAAAGUGCUUAUGUGCAAAAAUCCUUAUAAGUUGAGGCCUUGAAAGCUAAUAUGUUUGCUAUCUGCUGUAUUUACGGAAGUUGCUAUUGUCAGUAAACAUACAUUCUUGUAUUUCAGUUAACAAAUAACACUAAGUAGGCAGUUCUAUGACUACUUACUAUGGCAUACUUCCACUGAGGAUGAUGGCACUAGAUAUCGUGUAUGAUUGCUUUGACAGAGCUGCUGCUUGAAAAAUGAGAAACUAUUGAGCAUUUGUUUUUUAGAACAUAAUGGAAAAUCACAGUUAUUAUUUGCUCUUGGUAAAAAUAUAAUUACAAUAGUGUAAUUCUGGUGAUUAAAUCACUGCUAAAACAUUAAUUAACUGACCUGUUCCCCAAGAUUUCUUCCUGCUUCCUGCUCAAACUAGAUUAUAUAAAACUUGUUUGGAUGAAUAAAACAAUGUGUGUUUAAUGCUCUAUAGACCAUAGCUCAGUGGCGCAAGUCAGGCUACCAGGACAUGCCAGAGUACGAAAACUUCCGCCAUUUGCUCCAGGCUCCAUCAGAUGAUGCACAGGAAAUUCUUCAUUCCAGAUUUCCAAUGCCACGAUACAUAGAUACAGAGCAUGGAGGCAGUCAGGUAAAGCACCGUUGCUUCAGUUUAUGGCAGAAGUUUUCAAUCUUUUGGGGUCCACAGCUCCCUUGACCAACUGUAUUCUUUCUGCAGCACCCUGUGGGGCUCAGGAGCCCAGUUAUGUCACCUCUUGCCUGUAGAGCUGGCAGCCUCUCACCCUUUUUCAAACACCCUUCCUUGUGGAGUGUUCCCUCAGCCUCCUCUCGUCUCUCCUUUGGAAAGCUGCAGCAGCCGCCCCUGGUCUCUGAGCUGCCUCCCCACCCCAAAGAGAGAUGUCUCCUCCCACUGCCCCACAGGGACCUGGGAAGCACCCCCUGGCCAGCCCCAGAGGCAACAUUUGCCUGGGGAGCUUUUAGUCACAGCUACUGCAACAAACAGCUGUGCAAGCCUUUGGGAGACAGAAACAUGAGAGGGCACAAGAGGAAGAGAGGGAAGGGAAGAGGGACAGAGGCCAGUGUUGCCCGCGGCACCCCUGACCAUCAUUCAGGGCACCCCAGGGUGCCAUGGCACACUGGUUGAAAACCACUGGUUUAUGGAAUCAUCUUGCUAAAUGCAAGACAGCCCAAAUCAAUAUUGGACUUGCAUUAAUAAACUUUCAAGUUUCAUGUAGUUGAAAGAGGUAUGAAUUAUGACUCAACUUCUAGCAUACUGACCAUGUGAUGGCUCAUGUGCUGGGCUGAAGAUUUAAGCUGCUUUUAGAUGAUCAUGACUCAUCCCCCCCCCCCAUUUUCUGGUGGGAUUUAGACAAGACAAACAGCAACCCCGUUGCUAUUGUUUGCAUAGGCUCCCAGAACAUAGCUCACCUUCAUUCAGUCUUCUUAAGCCAAACUAUAUGUGGUAGGGCUGUGUACAUUUAUUCCUUGUUGCUGCUCACUUAGCGCUUUUUAAUAUUUCAUACUUAAUAAAAGCUAAAUGCUUAAAAAAAGAGAGAUAUGAUUCUCUGAAUGCAAACUAUAUAACAGGCAACUCAGGGCAGCCUGCAAAUGGCAGGUCACAGGAUGGUCAUUCUUGUUGGAGUGUAAACAUUAUUUAGAAUAACUUUAUUUUCCUUAUUUUUGUUUAAAGGCUCGUUUUCUGCUUUCUAAAGUGAAUCCCUCUCAGACCCACAAUAAUAUGUACGCCUGGGGUCAGGUAAGUUUCAGGUGGAUUAACCAAAAGGCUAAGAUAAUAGAAAUAAUGUUUCCUGCUUUAACUCUCAUAAAACAAUUUGAUAGUUAAUCAAAUAAGGAGCGAUUACCAAUAUUAAAACUUGAAUGUCAUAAACAAUACAGUAUUUUUAGAAGCUGCCAUUCCGAUUAAGGAAAUGCUAUGUUGCUUUUUUGUUGCCCUUAAAAACAAGCAUUUCUUGCAGCCUAGAAACAAUGUGUUUCUCUCCUUCUGGGAGUUCUGAUAUGAUACAAAAUAUUCAAAGGCCUUAAAAAAAAUAAGUAGAGGUGAAGAUUGUUCUCAGUAGAAAAUGUACUAAAGCCAGUUUUGUUGAUGAAACCGAAUAGCGGAGACAGCAUAAAAGCUUAUAUUGUAUGAAAUUCAUUACCAUUGGAUCCUAAAGAAAGGUUAGCAGAUUCAUGGAGGGUCUAGGACUAUGGCUGUAGUUCACAUGCUUAAUAUGCAAAAGGUCGCAGGAAAAUACUUCUGAAACCCUGGAGAAUCACUAUUACUCAUCGUAGACAAUGUAGACUAUACAGUGCAGACAAUAUUGAGGAAGCUGGGCCAAUUACAGUCGUACCUUGGUUUUUGAACAAAAUGCAUUCUGGGAGUCCAUUUGACUCCCCAAACCAUUCGAAAACCAAGGCGUGGCUUCUGAUUGGCUGCAGGAGCAUCCUGCAGCCAAUCAGAAGCCGCGGAAGCCUCACUGGAUGUUCAGCUUCUGAAAAUCGUUCGAAAAAUGGAGCACUCACUUCUGGUUUUCAGUUGAUUGGGAGCCAAAACAUAGGAGUUCCAAGGCAUUCGACAACCAAGGUACGACUGUAUCUGAGUUGCUAUGUGGCAGAUUCCUACAUUCCAGCUAAACUAAUAACACCAGGUUCAGAAGUUGUUUUUCAGUGGGAUAAGGAAGGAUUAACUGGGUUGGGUAAUGAUUACAAGCUAUGAGGAAGGCAGGAGAGCAGAACUGGAGUGAAUCCCCUGUUUUUUCUCUCCUGCCUUGGUGAAGCAGCUCAUUCCUCCUGACUUUCUCUGUUCCUGUCAGUUAACUGUUUUUUCCCUUUCUUUCCUGUGGUUCCUCUGUGUGCAUGUUUACUGCGCUUUGCUUCUCUUGUCAACUUUUCCCUACUUCGUAAAAAAUAAAUAAAAUCCUGUCUUUCUCUUCUUGCUUUUUCUGCUCCUCUUGUGCCUUGAACCUUCUCUGCGUUCUUUCUUAUUUCUUUGUUCCUUUCUGCUGCCUGUCUUCUCUAUAUUUGCUGAGGGGACAGUUGCCAGUUAGGAGAAGCCAUUGAUCGCCCAUUUUUCCUCCUUUCGACUGCCAGUUGCCCCUAUUGGAACAGCUGUUAAUUGUCUAGUAAAGGGAAAUGUGGAGGUAUAUUGGUUACUUAAUUACAGUGAUUAGACUUACUGAUUUUCAUAGUACAUGUUCUCAUGGAAUAUUUUGGCUUUGCUUAAUGAAUUUGACAUAUUUUCUAACACUUUCCCUUUUCUUAUAGGAAUCUGGAGCACCCAUUCUCACAGACGAUGUCAGUUUGCAGGUUUUCAUGGAUCAUUUGAAGAAACUUGCUGUAUCAAGUGCUGCCUAA